AUGAAGCAAUACAUGCCCAUGAAACCAAAAAUAAAGAGGAUUCAAGAUGUGGUCAUUGGCAGACUCCCAUACAGGCCACGUGACAGAACUUUGGGGAAACAUGUCGUUCUAUCACUUGCCGGCGGAGCCAUUCCAGUCAGUUCGCAGUUGUUUUUUGAAAACGUUUUUACGUCAACAAAACUGCUUCAGGAACUUUGCAACAGGGACAUUCUUGCCUGUGGAACAUUCCGCACAAACAAGGACCUUCCGUUUGAGUUCAAGGUCGACAACAAACUCGAAAGGGGCUCCUACCUUUGGCGAAGAAAAGGGGACAUUGUCGGAUACCAAUGGAGGGACUCAAAAAACGUGCACAUCAUGUCAAACUACCAUGAUCCUGAGAGCCAACUCGAAGUCCAGCGAACACUGCCAAAUGGCAAAAAGAAGGCAGUGGAGUGCCCCACAGUAGUAAAAGAUUAUAACAACUGGAUGGGCGGAGUUGAUAAAUUCGACCAGAAACGCAACACAUAUGUCGCAGACCGUCACUCGAAACGCUGGUGGACUAGGAUUUUUUACUUCAUUCUGAAUGCUGCUGUCGUCACCGCUUUCAUUCAGAUCAGCUGUUUGGAGCCAGUCGUGUGCCUGCACUUCACGCUGAAGCUUGGACACCAGCUGAUCGCGCACAGCUUCCGGAAAUGAAGGACAAGCCUAGUCACCCACCACAACAAACGGGGCAAGAAGAAUGGCCAUGGGAUGACCGGUGUGCCUGAGGAGCUCCGGUUCACUGGUAAUGCACAUCACCCCAUCUUGACAGAAACGCAUCGGAGGUGCCGCUGGUGCUCGACAAAAGCCAAAGAGGCUCGCACUAAGUACAUGUGCAGUGUGGGCAAAGCUCCCCUCUGUGCAGUGUGUUUUGGACCCUUCCAUAGUGGAAUAUCCGACGUCGACUCAUCAAGCGAUGAUGAAACGGACACGAACAAUGAUGACACCAGCUUCAAGGCAAGGAGUAGAAGCUUGGAAGUAGAAGAAUCCCUCUCGGAAAACGAAGCCGAAUUGCCAAAGAACGCCGCCUCGUCGAAACAAGGUGACAAGUACAAAUGGAGAAAGACAAGUUUCGACCACGACUUCCGAGCUCCAGAACCGCAGUUUGAGCUUGCACCGGAAGAUCUCACUCCACUGCAGUAUUUUCAGAUGUAUUUUGGCGAUGAGUUCAUUGAGAAGGUGGUUUACGAGACAAAUCUGUAUUCCACUCAACAGACCGGAUGCUCAAUCAACACGAACGUUGCACAGUUAAGGUCCUUCAUCGGAAUUCUUCUUAUGAUGGGCGUCGUCGGGAUGCCUUCGUUUGAAGACUACUGGGCCAAUCAAACAAGAUGUGACAAGAUCGCCAAUGUGAUGCCUGUAAAACGGGUCAAGAAGCUCCGAAGGUUCAUCCAUUUUAUUGAUAACCUCCAGCCAGUUGAAACUGACUGA
This is a messenger RNA of Ixodes scapularis (black-legged tick), 1449 nucleotides long. RefSeq names its product piggyBac transposable element-derived protein 4-like. The record is from RefSeq and is a predicted model, not a curated record. Lineage: Eukaryota; Metazoa; Arthropoda; Arachnida; Ixodida; Ixodidae.